Molecule: messenger RNA, 8082 nt
Organism: Neoarius graeffei (lesser salmon catfish)
Lineage: Eukaryota; Metazoa; Chordata; Actinopteri; Siluriformes; Ariidae
Product: kinesin-like protein KIF13B
Exons: 42
Coding region: 761-6523 (1920 amino acids)
Biological process (GO): regulation of protein localization; microtubule-based movement
Cellular component (GO): adherens junction
Molecular function (GO): microtubule binding; ATP binding; microtubule motor activity
Source: RefSeq, a predicted model, not a curated record
AGCUUUACAGAACUCCUCCUGGGAUUUGGGAAGCGGGGGCAGGUUUUUCCUUCUUUACAAAAAGAUAAGCACAACUUCCUAGUUUAUUUGUAGGAAUGAAAUUGAAAGUGGGUAAGUGAAGAAGAACAGGGAAACUACUUUCUGUAAACAAAUAAACAAUGAAUGAAGGAUUGCAGAAAAGUGAUAGUUUUGAAUGUUAAAAUAUGCAUAUAGAUGUGUAUCUGAGGUGAGGUGAUCUGAAUGGUGAUCUGAUUGUAGGUGAGGUGAUCUGAAUGAUCUGUAUCUGAGGUGAGGAGGAACUGGUGCAGGAGGAGACUCGACCCACGCGCACCUGUUUGCCGGAUUUUCCAGGUUAAAAUGCAAAAUGGCGACAAACCGGAAAUGAAACAGGUGGAUAUUCUCACCCGAGACGCUUUACUGGGAAGCGGGUUUACUGGUGAAAGCGGGUUUGUUCUCUUGCCCUGCCGGGUAAAGGCAGUGGGAGCUGCAGUGGGAUGCGAGCCUCAGCAGGAAGAGCCGCUGUGGGACUCUGUGCGGGAACUGAACAGGAACUCUUGUCUGUGAGCUGAACCCGGGGGACUGCGCUGCGCUGCGCUGCGCUGUGGCAGGUGUUUAGACUUGAGACUUCACUGAACCCUCACUGGACUGGAUUCAUUUAACCAGAUGGGACUGAAGUGACUCUUCCAGCUGUGUAGUUUAACCUGGACAGGGUGCCCUACAUUAACACACUGCAUUCACAGCACCUGUUGUUAACGUGGCCAUGGAGGACGCCGCCAAGUCUGAGUCCAACGUGACGGUAGCCGUUCGGGUUCGACCCUUCAACAGGAGAGAGAGGGAUCUAAAGACAAAAUGUGUGGUGGAGAUGGAGGGAAAUCAGACCGUGCUGCUUCCAGCAGGCAGCAACCUCGGAAAAGGAGACAGCAGGAAUCAGCCCAAGGUGUUUGCAUACGAUUACUGCUUCUGGUCUAUAGAUGAAACACAGUCGGACAAGUUUGCAGGUCAGAACGUCGUGUUUCAGUGUUUGGGGGAGAAACUGUUGGAUAACGCAUUCCAAGGCUACAACGCCUGUAUAUUCGCUUAUGGCCAAACAGGUUCAGGGAAGUCGUACACCAUGAUGGGUUCAGCCGAACAGCCCGGUCUGAUCCCUCGCCUCUGCAGCUCUUUGUUCGAACGCACCAUCCAUGAACAGAAAGAGGGCGAAAACUUCACCGUCGAGGCCUCCUACAUGGAGAUCUACAACGAGAAAGUCCGAGAUCUGCUCGAUCCCAAAGGGACGUCUCAGGUGUUGCGAGUGAGGGAGCACAAGGUUUUGGGCCCUUAUGUUGAUGGUCUUUCCCGUAUGGCUGUGACCAGCUACAAGGACAUCGAGUCUCUGAUGUCAGAAGGGAACAAGUCACGCACGGUGGCCGCCACCAACAUGAACGAGGAAAGUAGCCGCUCACACGCUGUCUUCAACGUCAUCCUCACACACGCGAUGCAAGACCUGCAGUCAAAUACGAGUGGAGAGAAGGUGAGCAAGUUAAGUCUGGUGGAUCUGGCUGGCAGCGAGCGAGCGGCUAAAACCGGAACCUCAGGAGAGAGCCUCCGAGAGGGUAGCAACAUCAACAAAUCUCUCAGCACUCUGGGCCUGGUGAUCUCGGCGCUGGCCGAUCAGGGAACUGGAAAAUGCCGGAAUAAAUUUGUGCCCUACAGAGACUCCGUACUCACAUGGCUCCUGAAGGAUAGCCUGGGAGGAAACAGCCGCACGGCUAUGAUAGCAACUGUGAGUCCGGCUGCCGAUAACUAUGACGAGACGCUGUCCACGCUGCGCUACGCAGAUCGAGCCAAGAGCAUCGUUAACCAUGCCAUAAUCAACGAGGACCCCAAUGCCAGGAUCAUCCGCGAGCUCAGGGAGGAAGUGGAGAAACUCCGAGAGCAGCUCACUCAGGCUGAGUCAAUGACAGCCCAGGAGCUGAAGGAGAGGCUGGAGGAGUCCGAGAAGUUGAUCCAGGAGAGGACGAUCACAUGGGAGGAGAAGCUCAGGAAGACUGAGGAGAUUGCGCAGGAGAGGCAGAGGCAGCUAGAGAAUUUAGGAAUCUCUCUUCAGUGUUCUGGUAUCAGGAUGGUGGAAGAUAAGUCAUUUCUGGUGAACCUCAACGCAGAUCCGGCCCUCAACGAGCUCCUCGUCUACUAUUUAAAGGAUCACACACAGAUAGGCUCUGCCGACUCUCAAGACAUCCAGCUGUGUGGCAUGGCCAUUCAAGCAGAGCACUGUGUGAUUGACAUCACACCUGACUCAGGGGUCAUGAUCACGCCAAAGAGGAAUGCACGUACGUGUGUGAACGGCUGUGCAAUCUCAGCCCCAGUCCAGCUGCACCAUGGUGAUCGCAUUCUCUGGGGAAACAACCACUUUUUCAGGAUCAGCUUGCCAAAGUCUCGUUCCCGUGCAGAGGUCGAAGAAGGAGGCGUGAAGAAGACGCCAAGUGUGGAGCAGCUGGAUGUGGAUCUGGACCGAAUAAGCCAGGGGUCGAGCGAGGCCAGCUUCAACUAUGAAUACGCCCAGGCUGAGGUCAUGAUGAAGGGUCUGAAGAGUGACGACCCAAUGCAGUCUGUUCUUCAGGCUCUGGAGCGCAGGCACGAGGAGGAUAAGCGUACAGCUCUGGAGCGUCAACGCCUCCUGUAUGAGGAGGAGCUGCAGCGGCUGCGCAAACGCCUGAGUCCUCAACAGAAAGGCAUCCAGGUUGGGAUUCCCUCUUCAUCGUCGACAUCGUCGUCUCCAAAAUUACAGUGCCAUCAAUGGCAUGGCAGCGAGGAGAGAGAGGCAGUUUUGGCCCGGAGUCUGCAGAAGCUCAGGGCGCAGAUAGUGAGAGUGAAUCUGAUGGUGCAGGAAGCCGCCUUCAUCGCCGAGGAGCUCAACAAGAAGACGGACUACAGCGUCACACUGCAGAUCCCUGCAGCCAACCUUAACGCCAAUCGCAAGAGGGACACCGUGUUGAGUGAGCCAGCAGUGGAGGUGAGACGGAAGGGAAAGGGGAAGCAGAUCUGGGCCUUGGAGAAGAUGGAGAACAGACUAGUGGAUAUGAGAGAGCUUUACCAGGAGUGGAAGGAUUUUGAUGAAGACAAUCCUCUCAUGCGCUCGUACUUCAAGCGUGCCGACCCGUUCUUUGACGAGCAGGAGAAUCACAGUCUGGUUGGAGUGGCUAACGUGUUCCUGUCCUGUCUCUUCUACGAUGUUAAACUGCAGUAUGCUGUUCCCAUCAUUAACCAGGAAGGGGAGGUCUCGGGGCGUUUACUCGUCGAGGUGGAAAGAGUGUGUGGAACUGUGGAGACGGAGGCAGGACAAGAGGAGGCUGAUGCACACGAACGCAAACUCGUCUGCAGGAUUAAGGUGUCUCAAGCCACUGGACUUCCUCAGCACCUCUCCAACUUCGUGUUUUGUCAGUAUGAUUUCUGGGGACAGGAGGAGCCGGUGUUCAUCGUUCCUGAGGUCAAUCCGUCCACCCAGUCUUCCCUGAACAGCAAAGAGCUGCACAGCAGCGUGCUCUUCAACAGCUCGAAGGAUCUGGAAGUGACGGUAACUGAAGAUCUAAUGGACUUCCUGGCUGAAGGUGCUGUGGCUAUAGAGGUUUACGGGCACAAAGUAGCAAACCCACGCCGAAACCUCGCACUCUGGGACCUGGGGGUGAUUCAGGACAAGACUCGCUCACUCACAGAGAAGUGGAAUGAGGUGAUGAGAAGGCUGGAGCUCUGGGUGCAGGUGUUGGAGCUGAAUGAGGGGGGAGAGUUUGUCCCUGUGGAGGUGAUUCCUGCUAAAGAUGUGCGCACAGGAGGAGUGUUUCAGCUCAGGCAGGGUCAGUCACGGCGAAUUCGGGUGGAGGUGCGCCCAGUGCCAGAUUCCGGCACCAUGCCCCUGAUGGCCGAGUGUGUGCUCAGCGUGCACGUGGGCAACGUAGAGGUGCAAUCGACUUCACACGUGGGAGACCGCGAGCUGGACAGCUAUCAGGAGAGAGAUUUGGAGCGACUGAAGACACAGUGGCUCACCGCCCUCACUCAGAGACAGGAGAACCUGGACCAGCAGCUCCAAAAUCUCGUCAGUAAGCCAGAUAAGUCCGAGGACGAUGUAGAAAAGGAGGCUCAGCUGUUGGAGUGUCGUCUCACUCUGACAGAGGAACGGAACGCAGUGUUGCUGCCUCCUGCUGGCAGCGGUAUUCCUGGAGCUCCUGCUCAUUGGGUUCCAGCACCAGGAAUGGAGACACACGUCCCGGUCAUCUUCUUAAACCUCACUGCUGAAGAUUUUCAUGAUGGUCUCUCGACUCCGCUGGCUGCAGGCAUGGAUGCGGUCCUGAGCAGAGAGGAUGAGGAUGAUUUCUUUGAGCUGCAGAUCAUAAAGCACCAUGACUCCAAGGUGAAAGCCGAGGCUUCGUGGGACUGCACAGUGCACGAGUGUGCGGAGCUGAGUCGAGGUGGUGGGCCGGAGCAGUGCGUGUAUCUGACCGUGCGGGUUGCUCUGCUCCUCAGUCACCCGGCACAGAUGCAGCUGAUUCUGCGCAAACGCAUCUGCGUCAGUCUCGCUGCACGACAGGGAUUUGCUAAAAGCUUGCUGAAGAGGAUGUCUCAACGGAGCAGCAUUCCUGGCACUGGGGUCACCUUCGAGAUCGUCUCAAACGUCCCUGGGGAUGCUCAGGGCCCGGAGGACAGAGAGAUGUUGGCCAGACUUGCUACUAGUACAGGGAAAAAAGCAGAGGACAGCGAGGCAGCGAUAGAGAAAUACCUGCAUGCAGUUCUUGCUGUGGAGAACACCCUCACACUGGACCGUCUCAGACAGGAAGUGGUGGUGAAAGAGCAGCUUGCCAGUAAAGGGAAGAGUCAGAGACGCUGUCUCAGCUCACCCAACGUCCACAGGGCUGCUUGGGAGAGACACCAGGAUAUUUCUGUGUCACAUUCCUCACUCAAAAAUGCAACGUCUCAUUCGGAACUGUCCCAAAAACCAGAACCAGGACUUUCAGGCAUGGCCUCUGCUUAUUUCUCCCCAGUUAAAGCUCUAGUGACUCCAGUGCCUAAGAUGCUCAAAUCCCUGCUCCCUAAAAGAGAGGAGCAGAAAGACUUAACCAGUCCUCCUGUCUCACAGUCACAGAACAUUCCCCUCAUAGUAAUUCAGUGUGCAACUCCUCAAGUAGACCUCAGUGCUCCUAAACUGGAACCUGUGUACUCCACACCGAUGCCACAACUAAACACAGCGUCCUCAGGACCUGACGUUUCAUCUUUCGCUGUGGCUGGUGUGCGUACUUCUUCAGCAGUUUCACCAAUCACUGCAGCGUCGGACACUGUUACAGAGAACACACCUGAUGCCCAGACCACAGUCACAAAAAGCCAGACACAAAAACCACCGGAGUUUGUAGAAGUUUCUCCUGUGGUUCAAUCUGAAAGCGAAGAUUUAGCUCACAGCCCAGUUAGUGAUGAGUCUAGUGCCUCCAUCUCUACUGCGACUCCAUCAGACAAUCUAGUUGCAAAUAUAGACAUGAACUUGGUGCCCACUUCAGAGUCAGAAGCACAGGAAGCUCUCAAACCGUCACACAAAAUGGAACCAGAGGAGGAAGAUGAUGAUGAAGUGCAGCUUGAACCAGGGAAAAUGGCUGAACAUCCAGCGAUGGAAGAUAAACACCAAGAAAAUGCUACGAAUCCAGAUAGUGAAAAGAAAACUGAUGUCUCCGAUGAAAAAUUCAGUCCACUUUCAGAAAAAUCUGCUCUUGGAUCAUCAUCAUCAUCAUCAUCAUCUUCUCUUUCUGAGAAUUUAGUUGAAGUUGAGCCAAAGGAACCCGUACCGCUCGCUGUAACCCAGCCAUGUAGUGAGCUAGCUUUUCACAAGACCCCACCCUCAGCUCCUGAUCCUGACAUCCAUCCCAAAGCAACACACUCUUCAUCCCAAACAAAGAUUUCAGACCCACUUCCUGUUCCCAAACCUACACCAGCACUAUCAGUCAAACAAGAACAAGUUCUUCAUACCCAGCUAUCCACAUCAAACCCAUUCAGAAUCCAAAAGGUAAAGGCUUCAGGCCUGAAAUCAUUUAAAGGCAUCUUUCAGGAGACGGACGAAGCGUUGGAUAAAGAAGAAGCGGAUCCUCUGGAGAAGCUAGAGAUCCUGUCUGACACAGAGGAAGGCUGUGAGGACGGAGCUUUGCCAGACUGGCUGAAGGAGAACGAAUACGUCACGGUAGGCAGCAACAAACAUGGCACGGUGCGCUACAUCGGACCAACAGACUUCGCAGAUGGGAUUUGGGUCGGCGUGGAGCUCGAUGUGCCAGCAGGCAAGAACGACGGCUCGGUUGGAGGUCGUCACUACUUCCACUGUAACCCAGGGUAUGGGGUUCUAGUGCGGCCGGACCGAGUGGCUCGAGCUUCAGGAACGGCGAAACGACGGAGACAGAAACGGAACUCGCAGAACCUGUCGGGGUCAAACCCAAACUUGGCAGCCCUGACCGCCAUGGCAAAAGGCGACAGUGCAGGAGCACGCCGAGGAGAGAACAGGAAGUCCUGGAACAGCUGAACGAAAAGAACGUAACAACCAGGUCAUCUUUAUUGUUGUCCUUGAGGUGUUUCAACACAAAAGCAUCAAUCUUAAUGAAAAGCAAACAACUCGUUCUGUCCUGGAAGACACGAACACAAAACCAUUUUCGAAAACACUGAGCAAAAACUGCAGUCCAUCUUGAGAACAAAAAAACCCAUCAUCCUGUCAUGGAAGAACUUCAGUCCUGAAUGAAGUUUAUGAAAGCUGUAUUUCUUCUCCGCCUUGAAAGACUUCAACAAAAAGGAUUUCUUCAUCUCCGUAUUAUAAUACGCCGUCUUAUUAAAAAUCUACACGCUUCCAUAGAGCUUUGUGAGCUGGAAAAAACCCAAACCAGUGAUUUUUGUUUUUCAGGAACAGCAGGAGUUCCUUUGUGUUUUCAAAGAGUUUAUGAAAACGCAAAGAGCAGCGACACUUUCUCCACGGGCAAGAAUUACUCUCUAUCCAGGAAGUACAGCUUUUGUGCUUGAAGAACUGAGCAAAAUCUGCUCUUCCCAUCAGUCUUCCUCCAGACUUCCAGUUUAACGGAGUUUGAAUGUUCACCGUGUUCAAACACACGAGACAGAUCAAACAUCAGCCUUCUGGCUCGUUCCAAACGACAUAUCGUUGUAGGAUAUUUUAUAAUCAGCUGUACUAAUCAGUAUUUAUGAUUUUUUUUUUUUUAUAUCUGUGGUAAGUGCCUUAAAAUCAUCUUAUUGACUUACUUUCUGGAGGUUGUGUGAAAUUAAAUGGUUUAUAAUACAUAGGGCCAAAUUACUCAAUUCUGAUUGGCCAAUCAAGGAGGGCUUUUUUUUUUUUCCUUAACACGGGGCUGUAUUUCUGAAAUGUUAUUGGCUAGUUCGUUGCUUAGUUACGGCUACAAAAAUUAGCAAAUUUUGUCAACAAAAUGGCUUUUGUAAAGAAGUUCCAAUAAAAUUCUGUAAACCACUUUCAAAAUCCUCGUGCCGUCUCAUGAUGAAAGACGCUUUAGAAACUGAUUCAAACGUACAAGAUAGUCUCGCGUCCUGAUUGGUUCAGAAAACGUGAAUGACAAAUGUUGUGAACUUGAACGGCUUCCGAAGUAUGAAUUUGGCCCUGUAUAUUAUAAACAAGUAAUCGUAUGGUUCUUCGUAAAAUUAAGGAUCAAUUUCACUCGUGAUUUCAAAGUUUUGAAAUUUUCAAAACUUCAAAAUCACUCGUGAAAUAAAUCCUUAAUUUUACUCGGCCCCAUACCUUUUCUAAUACAUCCACCCUUGUGCAUAUCUUAAAAAAAGAGAAGUGAAUGAUAGAGGUUUCCUGAGGUUUGAAUGUGUACUUUUUUUUUUUUUUUUUUAAUGGUUAAAGAAAGAUUUUAUAAGAUCGCUGGGUGUCACAGCUGCUUCAUGUGCGUGUUUUGAGGGACAUGCUUUUAAAUAUCACUGGGUUUUAUUGUAGUGGUUCGAGUACAGUAUUGCAUCACAUAAUAUGGCUUUUAUUCCAGUUUAAACUGCUUGAACAAAAUUGUUUGAUUCUUGUAAACACUGUUGAUGCUUUUCAUACAAUUAAACACAAACUUGCUCUCA